AUGAGCAUACCAACAUAUUCAAACCCCUGCCUGGCCCCAGCAUCAAACACAUCCAUCUAUCUCAUCGGUGUCUCUGACACAAUCCAAGGCCGCCUAGAAGUCAACACCAUCGAUCUUUCCAACAUCUCCUCCCCAAGACUCACCUCCACUAUCAUCAACUUCAACCCCUACCAAUGGUCCAACACUGCCCCCAAACUCUGUUCACAUUUCCCCGGUUACCAAGCACCCAAAAACGCCUUCGAUACACAAGGGGCAAUACAUAUUCAACAGUUCGGGAUGGGGUGGACGAACGAUGCGAAUGUGUACCCAGCCAAUGGCAGGUUUGAUCCUCCGAGUGGUUUCAACUUACAAGUGUACCCUAACUCCAGACCCUUCCUCGCUGUUGGGGCCUACACCAGUGCAGCAAAGGCACCUGCUCACGGAAACGCGAUCGUGUUCGACACUGCUCAGUCAGGAACAAUCUACACCACAACGGGGUACGACACUCCCGAUACCCAAGUAAAAGGACGUACCCUCAUCCUCUCUGCCCCCCAACUCGUCUCCAUGAAGAAUGUCGUCCUCUCGAACGACGCAAUCCCCAUCACUUCAAGCUCCGGCGCCUAUAUCCUGGACAAGGCCCCCGACAGCACAACGGCGAUCUACUACAUCAAUCCUAGCCAGUCAGCAGUACUCCAGCAAGUCGUCGUGUCCGGGCAAGCACCGGCAUUCAUCACAUCCAUGGUCGCCACAGUGACAUCAACCCAGAUUGUCCUCUACUCCCUCCAAACUGGCGGACCGAAGUUCAGUGUCUUUGACUUGGCCGCCAAGACUUGGACUAGCUCGAAUAUCAUAACUCCUACUGGUGGCGGUUCUCUUACUCCAGGCGACGGUGAGUUUGACGCGUCCGCAAGCAAGGCACCCCUUGGCGCCAUUGUUGGUGGCGUCGUCGGUGGACUGGUCUUACUUGCGCUGGCUAUCUUUCUGGUCAUCCGUCAUCGCCACCACCGAGUCUCAUUGUCGUCACCAUCAUCAACACACUCUGAAGAAGGCAAUGGCAAGACCGAGUUCUCGUCUUCUUCACCCUCCCCCAACACUUCUACAGAUCAGGAAUUUAAUAAGGUCGCCAUCACGAUCGGCACUCCACACACCCUUCUGCCUCCACCUAGUGUCAAGUACCCUCUUCCUCCUCGUACAGUCACCUACCCCGUCCUACCCAGAAACAGCACCCCUCGCGACCCCCAGUUGUCCUCAACAGACACUUAUUACCCACCUCCUUCACCGUCCUCCCAAAACUCGACCUUGCGACGGAAUCUACAGUCUCCCAUGCGGCAAUCCCUGGGGUUUGAUUUUAUACCCAAGACGCCUCCAGGUCCAGAACUCCACUACCCGGAAAACGACGACAACAUCACCAUCGCCAACAGCAGUGGAUACCAUGACGCCAACAGCAACAACACGGAAGUGUUCAGCAGUUUUAGUGAUGCCAGUGGAGACAUUUCGAGCCCUGUCACCGUUGUAACAUCGCGAGAGUUGAACAGCGAUGACUACUCCUACAAAAAUCAGCGAUCCUUCACCCCAUCUUCGCCUCCAGUGUCCUCGUCCGAGAUAUCAUACCACCACCAACAGCACCAACAGUGCACGCCAGUGGGGACACCACAAUUGCACCACCGCAGCCAACAACGCCUCCAAUCACCUGAGCUCACGUACUCGUCGCCUCUCGUUUCGGCUGCGACGGAUGCCUACUCGGAUUUCAGCGGAGAUAGCCUCGGAGUUGACCAGACAUUCAUCGUCCCUCCUUUAGCAACACCCGGCUCAAGACCCCCCUCUUCUCAAGGCCAUUAG
This is a messenger RNA of Linnemannia hyalina, 1818 nucleotides long. The record is from the annotation of a GenBank genome assembly. NCBI's taxonomy places the organism in Eukaryota, Fungi, Mortierellomycota, Mortierellomycetes, Mortierellales, Mortierellaceae.